This is a messenger RNA of Bombina bombina (fire-bellied toad), 2259 nucleotides long. Its product is annotated as anillin. Gene Ontology annotation, biological process: septin ring organization; mitotic cytokinesis; actomyosin contractile ring assembly. The transcript is spliced from 22 exons. The record is from RefSeq and is a predicted model, not a curated record. Gene Ontology annotation, cellular component: actomyosin contractile ring. The coding region runs from base 39 to 2183 and encodes 714 amino acids. NCBI's taxonomy places the organism in Eukaryota, Metazoa, Chordata, Amphibia, Anura, Bombinatoridae.
CUGAAAUAGGCUGUUUUGAAUCUUGUUGUUUUUGGAAGAUGGAGACAAGGCGUCAACCACUGAAGCGUCUUUGCUCAGACUCAAGCACUGAAUCACCGAGGAAGAGAAGAUUCACAGUAAUAGAUGAAGAAGCAGAGAACUGUGAUCCUUUACUGUCUUCUGGGCCUGAGUAUUCUCCAAAAAGUAGAUGGCAUUCUCUUUUGCGUGUUGCUGAGCAGGAAAUUAAGCCAGACACACCCGCUAUUCCUUCUGUGAAGUCCAGAAUUCAGAGACUCCAUGAGAUCAGUAGCAAAGAUCUUCUACUUGGUUCAGAUGGGGAUUCUUACUCUGUGGGAGACAAAUCCUGGACAGAGGAUUCCUCGGUUCUCACAGAUUCUGAGAGAAAAAUGAAAUCGGCAGAUAUGACAGGCCGUCUGGAUAUCUCCUCAGUGUUAGAGAAGUUUGAGUGGAAACCAGGCAUGGAAGAACAGACGCUGCUGCCACCUUUAGCUCAGAGCACUAUUGCCCAUCGUCGUCCGCUUCCAUCCCAGGAAGACCAAGCUCCUAGUGGGGAAACUGCCAGCCGUCUGCGCAAGGAGCGAGAAGAUGAACUGGCUAUGGUCUGUGCUGUGCUUGAUCGUCGAAACCCAUGGAGAGCAGAGUCUAUGAGACAAAAGCAGAAGAAAAGUGAAGAAAUAGCAUUCUUGGAGCCAUCCAGAGAGAGUCGGAGAAGGAGAGUGAGAAUAGGCAGAGGAACUGUCGCCAUGGGCCCGAAACCAGAUACACAAGCAGACUCAAGUGGAUCAGAUUUUGGAGAGCCCUCUGUGGAUAGAAGUGAGAAGUCCCUGGAUUUUUGUGAAGAGCGCAGUGUUUCCUCCCUAGAGGUCAGACUUGGAGGAACUAUUGAUUCUGAUUCCUCUAAGGGGUUUAGCCCUCAGGAACAAACGUCAUCGUCAUCCUCUCCUUGUAAGCAGUCAGAAGAUGUGCAGGAUGGAGCUGUAAUGUCGCCUGGUGUUGAAAAUGUCAGGAGCCAGGUUACAAUGGAUAACUCUGAAUUUAUAGAUCAGUUGUUUGAGGGUGUCUUGGACAGCAGUGAGGGAUCAGAAGAAAAUGACUUAGACCUUCCUCCAAUGUCUGUAUUAUCACCUCUUACCAAGUCUAUAGAUCUACAGGCAGCCAUUAGCCCUCUGAACUCUGUUGUAUCCAGCUUACCCGAACUUCUAGUGGACCCCCCAGAAACAUCUUCACCUCUGCAGGAUUCUCAACUUCUAUACAGUAUUGAUGCCUAUCGGACACUCCGGAGAAAUGUACAAGUGGACCCUGGUUCCCAGCUCUCUACCAAGUUUCAGACUGAUUCCUCUGGAGAGUCAGUGACCGCACGUAUCGGAGGAGACACAAAGGAACUUAUCAAGCUUCUUAGUAAAGAUGUCUAUAGUCUUCAGCGCAUCAUGGAUCAAUCUUGCAGAGCUCUGAGCUGUUGUGUGGAUGCUGAGCAUGGCAAAGGAACACGACAAGAGGCUGAAGCAGAGCGUUUAUUGCUAUUGUCUGAGGAGAAACGUAAAGCCCUGCUUAAAGAGCUGGACCGCCUCCGUGGUGAAAAGCCAGACGUACCUGAGCACAAUACUGAAACCAUUAAGCCUUGCCAUGCUACUAUUACCAUCUCUGACAUCCGCCUGCCACUAAAGGUGGAUUAUGUGUGUUCCACUAUUCGUGAAUCAGGAUUUCCAAGCCACUAUUUUCUCAUACUUAUCCGGUUUGGAGCAUACGAUAUUGUUGCCACACCUCUUGCAAGUGCUGCCGAUGCUCAAACAGGGGACACGAUCUUAUUUCCUACAACUGUGACACUAAAAGAUGUCAGCUCUGACUUCAAGAUUGAAAUUGAGGUUUACAGUCUGGCUCAGACUAAUGCAAUACCUAUGAGUGAGAAGCGCAAAACUUCAAAACCAAAGAUCACUCCAAAAAAGCUGCUUGGCUCGAGAAAAUCCACCCUUAACUCUCCAGCCUGCAGUCCCGCAAUUGGCAGUAUUCUGAGAUCCAGUAACUUCCUCAUGGUUGGGUCUCUGACAUUAUCUUUGGAAUCGUUGGGCAAAUUCAAGUUUUCCUUGGAAAAGAUGAAAUUGGAAGGCAAAGUCGGGCGCAUACUUGGAAAUCAUUUUCAGGAUAAGGUUGUUACCAAAUUCUUGCAUCCUUCCUUUUUUCUGUAGGAUAAACUAGCGAGGUUUUAAUUUUUGCUGAAAUUAACAUCUUUGUGCUUGUAGUGUAGUGGUCAUGGAGCAAAGU